CGCUCCAUUUCCUGUAAACAGAACACUGGUAACAGUAUGGCUGUCGGUCUGCUUCUCGUCUGCCUUACUGGCCUUGUAUUUUCAGAAGAACCACCCGGUGUGAAGUGUCUGGUGGUUAACGUGGAAUAUAUUCAAUGCAUGUGGAAUGGAUCUGCCACCCCAGGCGUUAAUUACACCUUCUAUAGCAGGUUUGAAAACGGUUUUAAGGAGUGUGACAACUAUGUCUUGGAGAACACCACUAUCGUGGGCUGUGAUCAUACCUAUGAGGAGCUUAUUACAAAAAGGUUUUCCGAGUUCACCACCAAACUGAAAUUGGGGAACAGGAGCUUUGAGCAGUUCCAUGAACUUAAGUCAAAAGUCCAACUGAACGCCCCCGUCAACUUAACUGCAAUGAACGGCUCUGACUUGAACCUGUGGUACUACUGGAAUUAUACCUGCAAUACUGAGUGCAUAGAGUCCGAAGUUCGCCACAGGAUCAAUGGAAAGGAGUGGAAGAAUAUCCUUCUCCGGAGAAAUUAUUACUGCAUCAACCUGCCCUCCAACAGCUACCUCUAUGAGCUGCAGGUGAGGGGCCGAAUACACGAUACAUGUGGAGAAUCUGACAUCUGGAGUGAAUGGAGCCCACCAGUAUUCUGGGGCUCCUAUGGCACAGAUGUGAAGUGUCUGGUGGUUAACGUGGAAUAUAUUCAAUGCAUGUGGAAUGGAUCUGCCACCCCAGGCGUUAAUUACACCUUCUAUAGCAGGUUUGAAAACGGUUUUAAGGAGUGUGACAACUAUGUCUUGGAGAACACCACUAUCGUGGGCUGUGAUCAUACCUAUGAGGAGCUUAUUACAAAAAGGUUUUCCGAGUUCACCACCAAACUGAAAUUGGGGAACAGGAGCUUUGAGCAGUUCCAUGAACUUAAGUCAAAAGUCCAACUGAACGCCCCCGUCAACUUAACUGCAAUGAACGGCUCUGACUUGAACCUGUGGUACUACUGGAAUUAUACCUGCAAUACUGAGUGCAUAGAGUCCGAAGUUCGCCACAGGAUCAAUGGAAAGGAGUGGAAGAAUAUCCUUCUCCGGAGAAAUUAUUACUGCAUCAACCUGCCCUCCAACAGCUACCUCUAUGAGCUGCAGGUGAGGGGCCGAAUACACGAUACAUGUGGAGAAUCUGACAUCUGGAGUGAAUGGAGCCCACCAGUAUUCUGGGGCUCCUAUGGCACAGUCACCAAUAAGCCGAGAUUCUUCUUUACCGUGCAGAAAGCAAUCCUUUAUGUUGUCGGGCCAAUCGUCUUCUUCAUAAUGGUCAUCGUCUUGGUGCGCAACGAAAGGAUCAGAGUCAUUCUGAUACCCGUUCUCCCAGACCCAGGCAAGAACCUGGCAAAAAUCCUGGCUGAAGACAAUGUAGAGGAGUGGCUACCCAUCUCCAAAGGCAUCAAGGAGGGGUUCAAGAUGAACUACAUUGAGCGCGUCUGUUCUGUAGGGGAUUACAGCCGUAAUCCACAGAGCACCAGCGAGAGCUCUGCGGACCUGAAUUCUUUUGACCACAGCUCCGGUAGCUGUGCAUCUUCAGUUGCCACCAAUUGAAUCGAAUCCUCGGCCUAGCUCCCGGUUAAUUAACCUAAAUUUAAUUAGUUAUAUGGAAAGAUUUUUGUCUAUGGAAUGAUCCUGUCACUUUACUGCCACACAUUGUGUGUGUCAGUAAAGUGAUGAGGUAGGAGAAUCCGUGUAUGGUUCGUUCUUUGAAUAUUCAGAUUUAAAACAAAAUCAGAAAAAACAAUUAACAGGAUAGUUUUUUGGUUUUUCUGAUUUGGUUUUGAAACUGAAAAAGGGCAAAAGGAAUAAACAAAUAAACAGCAUUUGAUUUUGUGUUUGUGUU
Molecule: messenger RNA, 1861 nt
Organism: Gadus chalcogrammus (walleye pollock)
Lineage: Eukaryota; Metazoa; Chordata; Actinopteri; Gadiformes; Gadidae
Product: cytokine receptor common subunit gamma-like
Exons: 12
Coding region: 37-1569 (510 amino acids)
Biological process (GO): cytokine-mediated signaling pathway
Cellular component (GO): external side of plasma membrane
Molecular function (GO): protein binding; cytokine receptor activity
Source: RefSeq, a predicted model, not a curated record